AUGGCCGGAGUUGGAUCAAAAUGGUGGUGCAGUUCAAUACUGAAAGGGAAAAUUUUGAUUUGUUUGAUUGUUGCAACUUCAGUAUUGGUGGUGGCUGUAGCAGAGCCAAGUUCGAAACAAAAAGGUUUAUCAUAUAAUGGGACUCAGAAGGUCGAGUCUCAUCAUGGAACAAUAAGCCAGUCUAGUUACAAACAUGUUUGGCCUGAUAUGAAAUUUGGUUGGAAAAUUGUUGUGGGUACUAUAAUUGCUUUCUUUGGAGCAGCAUGUGGGAGUGUAGGAGGCGUGGGUGGAGGUAUGAUCACUGGUGCAGCAGCGUCAACUGUUCUAUAUAAUUUAAAAUUGAGGCAUCCUACACUGGAAAUGCCGAUCAUCGACUACGAUCUGGCACUUCUGUUUCAACCAAUGUUGAUUCUGGGGGUUAGUAUUGGAGUCACUCUGAAUGUGCUUUUUGCUGACUGGAUGAUCACAAUUUUGCUAAUCAUUAUCUUUAUAGCGGAGGAAAAAACUCUACCUGGAGGCUCCACAAGUCCUGAUCAAAUAGAAACCGAGUCCAAAAAAGAGAAGAUCUUUAUUACGGAGAACAUUUACUGGAAGAACCUUGGAAUUCUUGUCACUGUCUGGGUGAUCAUUCUUGCAUUGCAGAUUGGCAAGAAUUACUCAACCACCUGCUCAGCAGUAUAUUGGCUAUUGAACAUAUUGCAGAUCCCGGUGGCAGUUGGUGUAACUUCAUAUGAGGCAUUUAGCCUGUACAAAGGGCGGAGACAGAUUGCAUCCAAGGGAGAAGCAACCAACAACUGGCCGGUGCACAAACUUGUUUUUUAUUGUUUCAUUGGUGUUGUAGCGGGCAUAGUCGGAGGCAUGCUUGGACUUGGUGGAGGAUUCAUUUUGGGUCCUCUUUUUUUGGAGAUGGGAAUCCCUCCACAGGUGUCAACUGCCACUUCCUCCUUUGCCAUGAUGUUUUCUGCAUCCAUGUCUGUUGUAGAAUAUUACCUUCUAAAACGUUUCCCUGUCCCCUACGCUCUCUACUUCUUCGCCGUGACCACCAUUGCUGCCGUGGUUGGGCAACAUGUGGUGAGAAAGCUGAUUAGUAUAUUAGGGAGAGCAUCUCUAAUCAUCUUCAUUUUGGCCUUAACAAUAUUCGUGAGUGCAAUAUCGUUAGGUGGAGUUGGCACGGCACGCAUGAUCAAAAAGUUUGAGAGGAAUGAGUACCUGGGGUUUGAAAGCAUUUGUUAA
This is a messenger RNA of Dovyalis caffra, 1233 nucleotides long. Lineage: Eukaryota; Viridiplantae; Streptophyta; Magnoliopsida; Malpighiales; Salicaceae. The record is from the annotation of a GenBank genome assembly.